AUGGCUUCAAGAGUUGACUUAAAGAUGUCUUUACUCAAAGAUGUCAUGGUGGAGUACAGGGAGAUAAAACAUGUAAUCGAUGGGGUAACCAAAGAAAAGGAGAGGCUCCAACAAGAGAAGGAGAGGUUCCAGCAUGAGAAGGAGAUGCUCCAGCAUGACCAGCAUGCGGGCCACUGCCGGGAUGCUGCGCGCUGGGCCGACGCCGUGGCCGCCGGCCAGAGCGUCAUUGACGUCGAGGCCGGCAUCGUCCGGAACGCCGCCGAGAUCAUCGCCAAGCAAGGCGCCAAGGCCAGCUUUGGCCUGGACGACGGCGAUGAGGCCGGCGCGCGGGUGUUCGAGAAGCUACAGGCCAUGCAGGCUCGAACCGCCUGGACGUACGAGGCGUGGAAGCUCGGCCGGGAGAUCGGCGCGCUGCUAGCUCAUGGAGAUGACCGAUGCGAGGAGUCAGAGUGGCAACAGCAAGAAGGAAGACCUGCUGUCGCGCGGCAGGUUAUGACGCGGCGGGAGAUGGUGGACGAGUGCAAGACCCUCUUCUUCGGCGGGCACGAGAUGACGGCGUUGGGCUUGUCGUGGACGCUGCUGAUGCUGGCGGCGCACCCGGAGUGGCAGGAGGCGCUGCGGGAGGAGAUCGAGGAGGUGGUGGGCGGCGACGGCGAGGACGAGGACGAGGGCCCGUUGGAGCUGGACCGGGGAUCAUCCUCGCCACCGACCGCGGAAAUGAACGAGCCAACGCGAGCGGCGCAGGCUGGAUGA
Molecule: messenger RNA, 753 nt
Organism: Panicum virgatum (switchgrass)
Lineage: Eukaryota; Viridiplantae; Streptophyta; Magnoliopsida; Poales; Poaceae
Product: cytochrome P450 714C3-like
Exons: 3
Coding region: 1-753 (250 amino acids)
Molecular function (GO): heme binding; oxidoreductase activity, acting on paired donors, with incorporation or reduction of molecular oxygen; monooxygenase activity
Source: RefSeq, a predicted model, not a curated record